This is a messenger RNA of Sphaerodactylus townsendi, 949 nucleotides long. RefSeq names its product aggrecan core protein-like. Gene Ontology annotation, molecular function: hyaluronic acid binding; transmembrane signaling receptor activity. The transcript has 3 exons. Gene Ontology annotation, biological process: cell adhesion. NCBI's taxonomy places the organism in Eukaryota, Metazoa, Chordata, Lepidosauria, Squamata, Sphaerodactylidae. Gene Ontology annotation, cellular component: plasma membrane. The annotation marks the transcript as partial. The record is from RefSeq and is a predicted model, not a curated record.
AUGGUUUUUUUCUUGAUGAACCUUUACUGCCUUUGGACUCUCAGGUAUCCAAUGCACCAUCCCCGAGAAGGUUGUUACGGAGACAAGGAUGAAUUCCCUGGUGUGAGGACGUAUGGAGUCCGUGAAACAGAUGAGACGUACGAUGUAUAUUGCUAUGCAGAGGAAAUGGAAGGAAAAGUCUUCUAUGCCACCUCCCCGGAGAAGUUCACCUUCCCAGAAGCUGCCGAGAAAUGUCACCGCCUUGGGGCCCGUUUGGCAACGACCGGAGAACUCUACCUGGCCUGGAAAGAUGGCAUGGACGUCUGCAGUGCUGGCUGGCUGGCAGACCGCAGUGUUCGGUACCCCAUUUCCAAGCCGCAUCCCAAAUGUGGAGGCAACCUGGUAGGAGUACGGACAGUGUACCUCUACGAUAACCAGACAGGAUAUCCUCACCCCCAUUCCCGCUAUGAUGCCAUCUGCUACACUGGUGAUGAUUUUGAUGGGAUCGUCCAUGAGAACAUCACCGGUGAGACCACUGGAGAAUUGGGCAGUGGCUUCACCAUCCAGACAGUCACCCGGAAAGAUGUGGAGCUCUACUUCCCACGCAAUGUCACAGAAGAAGAAGCCCGGGGCAGCAUCGCCACCUUGGAACCAAUAGACUUUACAGCCACGGCUUCAGAGCCAGACGAAGGCUUCACAGCGACCCCAGACAUCUCUGCAACUGACACUACCGACGAGGCAGAGAACAAGACUGAGAUAGGGAUUUGGGAGAGUCUAGAAAAUGCUACUGACUCAAUCCUGGACACUCUUCUCACAACUGAUACGCCAGAGGUGAGCUCGGUGGAAGAGACUUUGUGGGCUACGGCCACACCAGAACUCGAGUCGGCCUCUCCAUUUACAGUAGAGGAUCAAAUUUUGGCAGGGACAGCAGCUCCUGGGAUUGGACACAUCCCAUCCACAUCCUCCACAG